AAAACUUAAUUUCUCAUGCUGUCGUUGAAAAGUUAAUUAUUCUAUUACCCCAGUGCCUUUAUCCUAAUUCACAGAAAAUUUUGGAUACACUUUCCUGGGUUGUCUUUUUCACUUUCAUAUAUUUUAUGUUUAUGAUUAAAAUAUUUUUUUUAUAGUAAUGAGGUUUUGGACUGUAUGGUUUUUGGUAAUAUUUUCUAAAGAAUGUAUGAGUUCUCAGAGGGAAUGUUCAUUGCAAGCAUAUAUCACCAGAAAAAUUGAUAGUUUAGGUUUUCAUCGAAAUAUUUACUAUAAUGUUUCGUUGAAAACAAGCUGUAAGAUUGAUCAAUGUAAGUUGUGUAUUCAAGAAAUAUUGCCAAGUGGUAUGUUUGUUAACACUGAUCAGUUACGAGACUUAUCUAGAACAAAAAAGUUGCUAGCAUCUGUCGAUGGCCAUGUAGACAUUGAAUCUCCUUCUAGUAUAUCUUCACGACUUCUAGUUCGAAUUCUUGGUAAUUUGAAUGAGGUAACUGAACAGCAAUUUAUGGGAUCAUCAAUAUUACCUGUACAUACCAGAUAUCAAAAUCCUCAGCCAGGUGGUGGUUUUAAGACAGUUAAUAUCAAUAAGCCAGAGUUAUAUAUUCACUGCCCAGAGGAAUAUUCUCAAGUUAAAGAAGAAGUAUUUUUGACACCAUGUGCUGGGGAUAAUAAUAUGCCCCUACCCUUCUCAAAGGUUGCAUAUUCAAUAUCCACAGAUGAUGCUGUACUAAAAAUAGAUGUUCCUGUUGGUAACAGUGAUAGCCUUUUAAUUGUUCAAAUGGUAACAGUUUUCGUCACUAUUAUUGGAUCUGUCUACAUAACUGGCGUUAUAUUAAAAGUUUAAUUUUUUUUUGUUUACAAUUAAGAACUUAUCUCAGGACCCAUUUCUUGAUUUAACUAGUCAUAAAUAAUACCAAAGCUGAUAUAAUUAUCAGCUAUAGUUAUUGUUUUUCAUCAUUAUUACUUUAUUUAAUGUUCCGCCCACUCUAUUAUUAUUUUUCAUUUAAUUACAAAAUUUGUGUGUAAAAAUAAUUAUAUUUAUUUGUUAUGUUAUCGAAAUAAAUAUGUAUAUAACUAA
Messenger RNA from Nezara viridula (southern green stink bug), 1093 nucleotides. Lineage: Eukaryota; Metazoa; Arthropoda; Insecta; Hemiptera; Pentatomidae. The record is from the annotation of a GenBank genome assembly.